CUGUGUUCUUAAACAAGAGUCGUCCCUGCCGUAACUCGAGGUCCCACGCGACUAAGCUGUGUCCUACCUAAUUAUCAGGCCACUCCACUCCACACCCAACGCCAUGGUCUACAACCUCGCGUACCGUCGCCCUCAGAGGCAGGCCCGGUCAUCCACUGAGUCGGUGACCGGCGAACACAAGCAGCUGUCCAUUCACGAGUCCAUUCGCUCUGGCAGUAGUGGCAUGUCUCAUGGCAUUCCUGAGGCUCUGUCUUUUGACCGCAUCAUCGCUGGUGGAGUUUGCCCUCCCUGCACAGUCCGUGACUUCAUGAACUUCUUGAAGUAUAUUGAGCUUUCGGCCGAGAACCUGCAAUUCUUCCUCUGGUAUCGCGACUACAGCAAGCGCUUCAAGGAGCUGCCUGAGAGCGAGAAGGUCCUGUCACCUGAGUGGAGAGGUAGCAGCCACGGCAACGCCGAGCCGCCCAAGCUUCCUACCGCAAAGGCGCACCCAGAGGCAUCAGCCAUUUUGGAUGGCACCGACUUUGUCAGCGAGAAGACUGUCAAGUACAGUGAUAGGAGCACCAGCAACAACCCCUUCUUCACACCACCGCACACGCCCACAAGUGAUCAGCCUCGCCGUGAUGAGUCGCUCGAUUCGUAUGAUGAGAGCAUGACUACUGGCAAGGUGAACCAUUCUGAGCGUGCUGCAGGUGCGUUUGAGAGUGUGGGGCUCAAAUGGAAGCCUUUAACCGUCCAACCUUAUCGCGAGGAGGUCAACCGCAUCAUCUCGAUCUAUAUCGCAGAUGGCGGAUCUCGUCAGCUCAAUCUUUCGUCCAAGGAGCGCUCUGCGUUGUUGCACGCCCUGCAGAACACCACUCACCCGUCUGCAUUCAAAGACGUCAUCACCACCGUCGAAUGGUCGCUGCGCUGCCAGGCCCACCCCAACUUCAUUCGCUGGACAAUCUGCAACGGUAACCGCCCACGUGUCGUGUUUGCCCGCGGGCUUGGAAUCGGUGGCAUCGUCGCUGGUCUCAUUGUCGCGAUUGUUCUCACCCUGAGCAGCGCCGGUCGCGCUUGGAGGGCCAUAUCCCUCAUUGGCUUCGUCAUCGGAAUCUCAACGCUCAUCGCUGCGUGGAAGGGUAUGUGCGUUGUCCUUCACGGCAUGCAUCAUCGCCACCUGCGACCGUGGGAGCUGUUCAGCUCCGACGACGAGCCGCAAGGCUACGAUGCGAAGGUCGAUUCCGCUGACUCGCUUGGCUCGCAUGUGUCCAGCAACUCGUGGGAAGACGAGCCGUGGGUGGCCAGGUACGAGAAGCGCAACGUUCUCCGCAAGAUCUUCGACCGCGAGGUCUGGAUCCAGGAGCCAGCUCUCCGCCAAAUCCAGGACACCAUCUUCAUCCAAGCUAUUCUCGGCUCGCUCAUCAUCGGUGGCGUUGCUGUGGGCAUCUUUUGCGCCCUCCCCGCUGGAAACUUCUUCUAAGCGCCAUCGAUGUCUC
This is a messenger RNA of Boeremia exigua, 1475 nucleotides long. RefSeq lists its product as uncharacterized. NCBI's taxonomy places the organism in Eukaryota, Fungi, Ascomycota, Dothideomycetes, Pleosporales, Didymellaceae. The coding region runs from base 104 to 1459 and encodes 451 amino acids. The transcript is spliced from 3 exons. The record is from RefSeq and is a predicted model, not a curated record.